Molecule: messenger RNA, 1381 nt
Organism: Blastomyces dermatitidis ER-3
Lineage: Eukaryota; Fungi; Ascomycota; Eurotiomycetes; Onygenales; Ajellomycetaceae
Product: siroheme synthase Met8
Exons: 3
Coding region: 132-914 (260 amino acids)
Biological process (GO): siroheme biosynthetic process
Molecular function (GO): protoporphyrin ferrochelatase activity; precorrin-2 dehydrogenase activity
Source: RefSeq, a predicted model, not a curated record
CUCAGCAACAAUUAAAUAACUUCCAUAUAACCAUCAACUGAACUCUUUUUUAGCUCUUAUUCUAAGUAUAAAUAAAUAUAAUCUACUUUGAUUCCUCUUCCUAAGCAUACCCAUCCACAUGUCUUGCUGCUAUGCCGUCCUCUAAAUUCCCGCAGAUCCAACCAGGCGGCUCCUUGAUCGUCGCAUGGCAGGUCAAGAACAAGCACAUUCUAGUGGUUGGUGGUGGUGAGGUAGCAGCCGGCCGCAUAGUGCAUGCGCUUAAUGCCGAUGCAAAGGUAACCGUUAUCAGCCCAUCCUCAGGUCUCAACGAUGAGGUCUCCUACCGCAUCGCCUCGAAACAAGUCUCGCACAUCGACCGCAAAUUCGAGCCUCGCGACCUUGAUCCCGACGAUGAUAAUGGUGUUGGGGUGGUAGACAUGGUGCUCGUUGCCGUCGAUGACCCAGAGGCGUCGACGCAGAUCUGGAAGCUGUGCAAGGAGCGCAGGAUUCCCGCGAAUAUAGCCGAUGUACCAUCAGAGUGUGACUUUUACUUUGGAAGCGUGCACCGCGAUGGGCCCUUGCAGAUCAUGGUGAGUACAAAUGGGAACGGACCGAAGUUGGCCAGUAUGGUGCGGAAGGAAAUUGCGCGGACAUUGCCAAGGAACACAGGGGCGGCGAUUGAAAACGUUGGCAAGUUGCGGAGGAGGCUUAGAGAGAUCGCUUCUUCACACAAAGAUGGGCCCAAGAGAAUGAAAUGGAUAUCACGGAUAUGCGAAAUGUGGAGCCUAGAAGAACUCGUAGAGAUGGACGAGGACGAUAUCGAGACUCUGCUUGGCUACUAUCCCUCAGACAAGGUGCCGACGUUCGAACAAGUGCGCCUGGGAGAAAAAGCCAGCUUGACUGCCUUUGACGGGAGUAUGGGCUUUAGCUGUUGAUAGGGAGCUUUCCCUCCGAAUGUAUAAAUUGUUAUUGUAUUGGCUGGAUAGGUGCGAGUGGAAGUGAUUGUAUGCUAAUGCACAUUUACCGGUGCGUAUACAAAUUCCUAAUUGUUUGCAAUAAUGUGCGGCAAGCCUAAGCAUGGUAAUGGCGAUCUCUUAUGGACUGAAGCAUGUAAGAGUAUAAACUAAAUUAGCAUGUUCAUAUUAUAUGGUGUUGGAGAAUUGAAAUUUUUAUGGGCCUUGUUCAUGAUCCAACGAUCAUCAUUUCAGCCAAAACCGACAACGGCAAGAGCAGGCAAUCGAUUAUAUAAAUAGAGAGGUAUACAUAUAUGAAAACGCGCGAAAUCUAGAUUAGAAAAAACGCCAAGCGCAUUGACCACAGAGGAGAAUAACUAAAUAAUAAACAAAAACAUGAUCAAACCAAGGAAGUCUAGGUAGGUGUACAGGGCAAAAGAGGGCGUCGG